Messenger RNA from Cladocopium goreaui, 2555 nucleotides. NCBI's taxonomy places the organism in Eukaryota, Dinophyceae, Suessiales, Symbiodiniaceae. The record is from the annotation of a GenBank genome assembly.
UCCCUGCUUUCGCUGGCAUGCCCAAACUCCCUGAUGGCAGUCCUUUUCAUCAAAGGUGAGUGGAUGUGAGCCUCGUGAGCCCCGGCUCUCGGCUUUGCGCCCAUGGAUGAUUCGCGCAGACAGAAAUGGGCGCUUCCACCUGGCCACUUCAGCCGCAUCUACAGGGUCAUUGGCAGGGUUGUCGCAGCUCGAGGAUUGCCGAACACAGACACAAGAGGCAAAUCAGACCCAUACUGUGUGGUCAAGGGCAUCCGCUCCAACAAUCACAUGGCAAACAUUUGGAUCACGAAAGCGGCGCAGAACACACUAUCGCCCCACUGGGAGGAGUCGUUUGACUACAUGGUGCCUCCAGAAUGGGGCCUGGUGGAAUUGGUCGGUCUGAAGGCCAUGGUUUUCGAUGCGGACGAUUACCACAUUUCCUACCAAGGCAAUGAAGACUUCUUGGGCGGAUGUGAUAUUGAUUUGUCUGGGGCCGUCACUGGGCGUGCUAUGAACUUUGAGCUUGAGCUGGCUGGCAUUCCAGUGAAUAAGGCCAAGGGCAAGAAGCCCCGACUCACAAUUGUGGUCACGGUGUAUAAGGAAGUGAUUCCCAAGCCCGAGCCUUUGAUGGAUCAGCUGCUGGAAAGUGUGCGCAAAAUGGAAUACAUCCGUGAGGUGGUCGGGAAGGUGGUGAAAGCGCAGGCUCUCCGAAAUGCAGACUUGGUUGGGGCAAGUGACCCGCAGUGCAUCGUGCGGGUCAUUCUCCUCAAUGGCGAGGCACGAGAAAUCCAUCGUACAGAAGUCAUCAAGGACAACUUGGAUCCUGAAUGGCACGAGGGAUUCCACGCCAAGUUUGAGCAUGACGAGCAGCCGCUCCUCUUGGUUUUUGACAUUUGGGAUUGUGAUAGCCCCACGAAGCCUGCAGAGGAGUCUGGCGAGCACCUGGGCAGCGCUGUGAUUCCCUUGCUGGAUUGCCUGCCUCCCGUAGCGAGGAACCACAAGUUGAACCUGCAGGGAGAGACGCAGUUGCACGAACAGCGGCUGAACAAAAAUGGCAUCAAAGGCAUCGAGGCGAAGGUCCAGCUGGAUGAUGGGACUGGGAGACCAUCUCUGGACUCAGCCCACUUGUCUGACCGUCCCCUAGAAGAGGAAAAGGAGAAGCCAAAGCUCUCUUGCUUGGACAGGUUGACAAAGGCAGCUGUGGACUUACGAGAGAAAGUGAAGAGCGCGUACUAUCUUCAAAAAGUGGAGCGCCCCAGUCUUACUGUCGAAAUCAGGACAAGAACAAAGGCAGAGCCAAUGCCUUUGCAAUGUUUUAUGGACAAGGCAGUGUACGUGGCAGAUGAAGAUGACGCCAAAGCAGUCUUGAAAAAACCGGAGGCCCAUUGGGAUAGAUCGAUGUUCUCACCACCUGCAGAGCUGUUGGAGAAGGGUCGACCUCCCCGCGGUGAGCUGUCUGGACUGCAGCAGAUUGUUUUCAUUUAUGGCACAAUACGAGGUGCCUCGGGUUUGCCGGCGGCUGAUGACAACCAGCUGAGUGACCCCUUUUGUGUGGUGGAGGCUUUAUCGAGAACUGCAGGAAAACUCUUCCUACAUCGUACGCGCGUGAUCAAGCAGAAGCUUUGUCCGGAAUUCAAUGAGACAUUCUACAUGCCGAUCCCACAAGGCUUUGAGUGCAACAGGAUCAUGUUCAGCAUCUACGACCGGGACGAAACAUUUGGCGCCAUAGUUGGGAGCGGAGUGGACCCACUUGAGCAAGAUGAGUUCUUGGGCAGAGCGAGCGUGGAUAUUUCCUAUUUAAUGAGUGGUGAGAAGCUGGUCGAAGACAUUCCCGUCUCCGGCUCUUUUGUCGGAAGUCAGGUCAAGACAACCACUGGCUUUCGCAGGGUGGCAACGAUUUCGAUCGAGUUGAGCGUGCAGCGUCGAGUGAAGCCAUGCUACGGUUUGGCACCAGAGGAUCAUUCUGCCGUCAUUCCACGAAGAACGCACAAGGUUAGCAGACAGCCGUACUCUGUCGUCUAUGCGGAUCCAUCUCAAUUUAUGACAGAAGUGCCUUUGGAAGAACAAAUUGCCAUGAAUGUCAUGGACGCACACAGCACGGGCCGGCUCAUAAAAGGUGCUGGACAGGCAGACUGGAUACAAAAGCCUCGUGAAGCUCCAGAGAUGAUUCCAGAAAGCAAGCCACAGAUCUUGGACGUGCGCCGGGCCAAGCCUCAGUCGGAACCACCUGGCUUGGACUUUACACAACAUUCUCCGGUGCAGCGCUGUGAUUCCCUACCCAUACUUCAUUCAAAGUUCGAGCAGACACCAGCUCUCUUUGAAAUGACGCAGCCACACAGGGGCAAGGGCAAACUCAGCAUUCGGCAGGCCUUCAAUUCUCAGUCCACGCAGAGCAUCAUGCAGAGCCUCAAAGGUUUGUGGUUCAAACCCAUGCCAGACACUUUGAUCCAUCGGAAGGUAGAACCUAGUGCCAGCUCGGCUGAAAAGCCUGAGAGUCCGCAUGGAGAUAUGCUUCUGAGAUGAGUUUUACGACUUUCAAAAAUCAAAAAUUGGGGGCACCACUAUGCAAAAAAUAC